Molecule: messenger RNA, 1119 nt
Organism: Syzygium oleosum
Lineage: Eukaryota; Viridiplantae; Streptophyta; Magnoliopsida; Myrtales; Myrtaceae
Product: UPF0496 protein At1g20180-like
Exons: 2
Coding region: 1-1119 (372 amino acids)
Source: RefSeq, a predicted model, not a curated record
AUGGCUCAGCUCAUGAAGUUGGUGUUUCCCAAGAUGAGAUCUUCAUUUCCGACCACCAGUGAGUCCCAGAAGGAACGUCUAAGCAUGUCUAGCAAGUCGAGCAGCGUCAAUCGAGAGUAUACACAAGCUUUCAGGACCAAGUCCUACGUGGAAAUGUGUACUAAAGUCCAAUCCCAGAUUGGGAGAACAAGCAUCGGCAGAUCGCUCUCGUUGCAUCCUCUGUCCGCCAGUGCCUGUGGCGUGGCACACCUGUCAGAAUCGCUCCUCGAGCCUGGGCCGGAAACCCUCGAAAACAUGAUCAAGACCUUGAAUUUCCAUCGUCUUCUUGUGGACUACUUCGAGGUGAGCUCAGACACAUGUGAUUUGUGCGAGUUACUCCUCCGGGGGAUCCACCAGAUCCGCACCAAUUACCAAAGGAUCAGAAGGGCAAUCAAGUUGGCAAAACUGGUAUUUGAAGACGCAGGUCAUGCGGAUGAGCAGAGCCGUCUGAUAUGCCGAGAACUGUCCGCAUUUGCCUCGCUGACAAACCCUUUAUUUGCGAUCGCCCGAGUCCAGUUCCCAGGUAUGCAUGAUAAUUACAUGGCAUUGUUUCAUGAGUUAACAUCCAAACGCAAGCAUAUGCAGAGGAGAAUGAAGCUGGCUAGGGCUUGCAAGAGGGUAGGAGGGCUCGGGCUGAUUGUCUCCUCCACCGUGAUCUCAACCACAGCGCUGGUGCUGGCAAGCUGCAGCACCGGGAUGUCCGUUAGGUCAUCAUCAUAUCCAGAGAAAAGCUCAUCGACCGAAGCAGUUUGCAAACAGCUUGACGUCACGGCGAAAGUGGUGUACAUACUGACUAAUGACAUGGACACUGUAAGCAGGUUUGCUGGGAGAUUGCACGAUGAGGUCGAGCAUGGCAGAUCAAGGGCCGUGAUGGUGGUCAGGAAUUAUGCGAAGAAGGGUGACAUCGUGAGGGAGGUUGUGAAUGAGGUUUUUGAUGCGCACAAUGCUCGUUUCUUGGAGCUGCUGGAGGAGCUUGAAGAGCAUAUUUACUUGUGCCUUCUCACCAUGAACAGGUCAAGAGGGUUGGUUGUGGAAGAGAUCUUGACCUCUCAGUUCAUGAGCGAUCAAAGUGGUUAUUGA